Spirodela intermedia is the source of this 2800-nucleotide messenger RNA. NCBI's taxonomy places the organism in Eukaryota, Viridiplantae, Streptophyta, Magnoliopsida, Alismatales, Araceae. The record is from the annotation of a GenBank genome assembly.
AUGAUCAACUUCUUCACGAGGAACGGCGUCCGGAGGCUGCUCAAGCGCAAGGACAGCGACGCCGGCGAAAGAGGUAAUCCCUCCCUCCCGUGGUUGGCUUCGGGGCACAUGAAUGUUGGCUGUGGGGGAGAGUCAGCGGCUGCUGGAACCUCCCCUGAUCCGCCCCAAAAGUGGAAAUCACCCCCAUUCACCACCUCCUCCCCUUUUAAAUCAUCUCCUUUAGUUCAUUCUUCGGGGCCUUUUCUUAGUUUCGGCGGCACAGUGCGGCUGCGUUUCGGGGGUGAGCAGAUCAAUGCCUCACCAUCUCCCGUUUCAUAGUACUGAUCUUGGGUAGAAAUCGCCUCCUCGGCUCUUUCUCUGUUCUUGUCGGCGCCUUAUCCUCGCCAGAUUGGAGCAAUUAGGGUAGAAAUCGACACGACCCAUCUCCAAGCAUCAUAACAGCCCCCCUGGGGGAGGAUGUGGAUGGUGAUUAAUCUGAAAGAGUCGUCGAUUCUGGGAUACUUCCGAUGCCCGGAGAAGUUCUCCCUCUCGCAGGAUCGCAGCAUGACCUUUCCCGGUGUGGGCGAGCGACGAAGGGAGCAGGAAGCCGCCAUUAAAACCCUAAUGAUGGAAGCUUCCCGCUGCUGUCGGUUGUGAAUGGAAAUGCCACCACCUGAUGAAAAUUCAUCUUUGUUCUUUUAUGUCAAUAUCCUGCAAUCAUAAGUCAAUGGAUCAGAAUCGGACGAGGGAUAGAAUUUUGGUCCGUUGACUAGAGUAGACCCACCCGUGUAUGUUACGCACGAUAUUUAAUUUAUUUUAUUAUAUCAUUCUAUGGGCUAUCUUCUCCUACCGGGGGCACUAACUGGGUACCUCCCAAUGUUUGCCUGUAAAACUCGAGCCUUUGGCAACAUCUUUAUCUCUUAAUUUUUGACUUGUCCCAUGUGUUGACUUAUCUCCCCUUGUCUGGGUUGCUCGAUCUUUACACCGAUGCAAGUUUUAUGUUCUUGAGAAGGGAUGGAACACUCUUUCUGUGAGUGCUAACUGCCAUCUUCUCUUGCUGGGGUUUCUCUCUCCUCCUCCUCCUGCUCCCAUGGCUCCCUUCCCUGAAGCCAAAGCUCUGAACGAUCUUCGAGCUUCCCUCUUCAGCGAGCUCCGGACCUCGGAAGGCGCCAAGCGCCUGCAGCAGCGCGCUUGCAGCCCCACCAUCGCCCUCUCCUUCAACUUCUUCGUCUCCGUCGGCAUCAUCAUGAUGAACAAGCUCGUAAAUCCUCUUCUCUAUCUCGCUCUCUCUCUCUCUCUCUCUCUCUCUCUCUCUCUCUCUCUCUCUCUCUCUUCUUCUUCUUCUUCUUCUUCUUCUUCUUCUGCAUCAUCUUCCCCUCCUUCUUCUUCUUCUUCUUCUUCUUCUUCUUCUUCUUCUGCAUCAUCUUCCCCUCCCUCUUCUUCUUCUUCUUCAUCAUCUUCCUCUCCUUCUUCUUCUUCAUCAUCAUCAUCAUCAUCAUCUUCCUCUCCUUCUUCUUCUUCUUCUUCAUCAGCAUCAUCAUCAUCAUCAUCUUCCUCUCCUUCUGCUUCUUCUUCUUUUUCAUCAUCAGGUUCUGGGCAGAGUGGGCUUCAACUACCCAAUCUUCCUCACCUUCAUCCACUACGUGGUGAGCUGGCUCCUGAUGGGUCUACUCAACGCCGCCUCCCUGCUUCCCUCGCCGCCGCCGGCCAGGGCGACCCCCUUCUCCACCCUCCUGGUUCUCGCCGUCGUCAUGGCCGUCUCCACCGGUCUCGCCAACGUCAGCUUGAAGUACAACAGGUGAAUUCCCCAUACCCCAGUUUUCUCUCACAAGGCUGUCUGCAAAACCUUGAAUGCUUUCUCUCUAUAGCGUCGGGUUCUACCAGAUGGCGAAGAUAGCGGUGACCCCCACCAUCGUCCUGGCGGAGUUCAUCCUCUUCCGGAAGACGGUUUCCUUCCACAAGGUGAGUUUCGGAAAUCAUUCAUCUCCUGGUCUUCACCGGAACCCUAAAAUGGGCAGGAGGCGCCUCCGCAGGUGGUGGCGCUGACCGUGGUCUCAGCCGGCGUGGCGGUGGCGACCGUCACCGACCUCCAGUUCCAGCUCUUCGGGGCCUGCGUGGCCCUCGCCUGGAUCGUCCCCAGCGCCGCCAACAAGGUGCUCUGGUCCAGCUUGCAGCAGCGCCACAACUGGACUGCCCUUGCGUGAGUUCUUCCCUUCCUCCGCCGCCACCGGCGAAGAAUGGGCCCUUGUCUGAAGCCACGGGUUCUUUAUCUGAAGUCAGCGACUCCGUUGACUCGGCAGGUUGAUGUGGAAGACGACGCCGAUGACCCUCUUCUUCUUGCUCACCAUGAUCCCGUGGCUCGAUCCCCCCGGUGCCCUCUCCUUCCACUGGAGCGCCGCCAGCUACUCAGCCAUCCUCCUUUCCGCUCUUCUCGGGUUUCUUUUGCAGUUAUCCGGUGCUCUCGCUCUAGGGUCAGCUCUCUCUCUCUCUCUCUCUCUCUCUAACUCUGUAGCUGUCUCUCUCUCUUCUGUGGGGCAGCUUGGGUGAUUGUUCCCCUGUUUUCCGUUUUCGCAGGGCAACGUCGGCGGUGUCGCACGUCGUUCUGGGGCAGUUCAAGACGUGCGUCGUCCUCCUCGGAGGGUUCCUCUUCUUCGGCUCGAAUCCGGGCGUCUUCAGCAUCGGCGGCGUCGCCGCCGCCCUCGCCGGCAUGUCUGCCUACACGUACCUCUGCUCACCCGGUAGGCCUCGGGAGGCGCUUUCUUCCCUGCAGAAAUCCCGGCUGGGAAAACCAGGCGGCGCCGACGCCGACGAGAACGUAUGA